Messenger RNA from Lemur catta (Ring-tailed lemur), 1854 nucleotides. It is a transcript of the gene AGXT, whose product is annotated as alanine--glyoxylate and serine--pyruvate aminotransferase. The coding region runs from base 336 to 1580 and encodes 414 amino acids. The record is from RefSeq and is a predicted model, not a curated record. The transcript is spliced from 11 exons. Gene Ontology annotation, molecular function: L-alanine:glyoxylate transaminase activity; L-serine:pyruvate transaminase activity. Gene Ontology annotation, cellular component: peroxisome. Lineage: Eukaryota; Metazoa; Chordata; Mammalia; Primates; Lemuridae.
UCAGAGCGGAGCGGUGCCACGCACACUGCACGGCCCGCCAGGCCCACAGCACUUCUCUCUGACCCUGUAAGCGAAGCUGCCCAGACCCCGCAGCUAAGCGGGCUGUGCCGGGCCGAGCGUAGACUAGAGAGCGGGCGGGGAGGGGCAGGGAGGACAGCUCUGCCUCGGGCUUUUCUCCGCCUGGCCUCCAGGGGCUGACCCUGCCUGAGGGGUCAACACCCCUGCCUGACCUGCGGAAAGAGCACUGAUAAAAGGGUCAAGUGACAGCCAACGGUGCAGGCGUAGCAGGAGCCAUCGGCCAGUCCCGCCUCUGCCCCACGACCGCCAGCUGGGAAAUGCUCCAGGCUCUGGCCAAGGCCAGUGCGGCCCUGGUGCCCCGAGUGGCAGGCUGGGUGCGGACCAUGGCCUCCCACCAGCUGCUGGUGGCACCCCCACAGGCCCUGCUCAAGCCCCUGUCUGUGCCCCAGCGGCUUCUGCUGGGGCCCGGCCCCUCUAACCUGGCUCCCCGCGUCCUGGCUGCCGGGGGCCUGCCGCUGCUCGGACACAUGCACAAGGAGAUGUUCCAGAUCAUGGACGAGAUCAAGGAGGGCAUCCAGUACGUGUUCCAGACCAGGAACCCCCUCACGCUGGCCGUCAGCGGCUCGGGACACUGCGCCCUGGAGGCCGCCCUGUUCAACCUGCUGGAGCCGGGGGACUCCUUCCUGGUCGGGGUCAACGGCGUGUGGGGCCAGCGGGCUGCGGACAUCGGGGAGCGCAUCGGAGCCCGCGUGCACCCGAUGACCAAGGACGCUGGAGGCCACUACACGCUGCAGGAGGUGGAGGAGGGCCUGGCCCAGCACAAGCCGGUGCUGCUGUUCUUGACUCAUGGGGAGUCGUCCACCGGAGUGCUGCAGCCCCUCGACGGCUACGGGGAGCUCUGCCACAGGUACCAGUGCCUGCUGCUGGUGGACUCGGUGGCAUCCCUGGGCGGGGCGCCCAUCUACAUGGACCAGCAAGGCAUUGACGUCUUGUACUCCGGAGCCCAGAAGGUCCUGAACGCCCCGCCCGGGAGCGCCCCCAUCUCCUUCAGCGACAGGGCCAGGAACAAGGCCUACACUCGGAGGACCAAGCCCUUCUCCUUCUACCUGGACCUCAAGUGGCUGGCCAACAUCUGGGGCUGCGACGACAAGCCCAGGGUGUACCACCACACGACCCCCAUCGUCAGCCUCUACAGCCUGAGAGAGAGCCUGGCCCUCCUGGCGGAGCAGGGCCUGGAGAACAGCUGGCGGCAGCACCGGGAGGCCACGGCGUACCUGCACGGACGCCUGCAGGGGCUGGGGCUGCAGCUCUUCGUGAGGGAGUCGGCGACCCGGCUGCCCACGGUCACCACCGUGGCCGUUCCUGCUGGCUACGACUGGAGGGACAUCGUCAACUAUGUCAUGGACCACUUCGGCAUUGAGAUCACGGGUGGCCUCGGGCCCUCUACGGGGAAGGUGCUGCGCAUCGGCCUGCUGGGCUGCAAUGCCUCCCGGGACAGCGUGGACCGCGUGAUGGAGGCCCUGAAGGAGGCCCUGCAGCGCUGCCCCAAGAAGAAGCUGUGACGCCCCGGCCCACGCUGGCUGCAGGGGCCAGGAGCAAACAGACCCUGUGCGGUCAGGGGGCCUGGGGACAGCACAGCCGCUGACCCAAACGGGGGAGGUGGCACCCGAGGACAGGCCCCGCAGCGCCCCCGGCCCGGGCAGCCCUUCUCCCCAGGUGGGGCCUCCUGGGAACAGGCCACAGGAGCUCCGGACCCCGGUGCCGUCCCCAGGAGCUGCAGGCCAUGCAGGCCACCGGGCUUCUGGGCACAUUCAAUAAAAACCCACCUCACCUCUC